Prunus armeniaca (apricot) is the source of this 3243-nucleotide messenger RNA. The record is from the annotation of a GenBank genome assembly. Lineage: Eukaryota; Viridiplantae; Streptophyta; Magnoliopsida; Rosales; Rosaceae.
AUGGAUACAAGAGGUAGACUUGUUGCUGGUUCUCAUAAUAGGAAUGAGUUUGUGCUGAUCAAUGCAGAUGAGAAUGCACGGAUAAAGUCUGUACAAGAAUUGAGUGGGCAAAUAUGUCAAAUUUGUGGGGACGAGAUUGAGAUUACAGUAGAUGGAGAGCCCUUUGUGGCCUGCAACGAAUGUGCUUUCCCUGUGUGCAGACCUUGUUAUGAGUAUGAGAGAAGAGAAGGAAAUCAGGCUUGCCCUCAAUGUAAAACCAGAUACAAACGAAUCAAAGGUAGUCCAAGGGUUGAAGGUGAUGAUGAAGAAGAUGACAUUGACGAUUUGGACAAUGAGUUCAAUUAUGGGAAUCUUGAUACUAUGGGUCCACAUCAAGUUGCGGAGGCUGUGCUGUCUUCACGCCUUAACAUUGGCCGUGGUUCUGACUGCAAUGUCAGAAUUCCCACACACUCAGAACAUGAAUCUCCCCUGGGUUCUGAAGUCCCACUCUUAACCUAUGGCGAGGAGGAUUCUGAAAUUUCUCCGGAUCGACAUGCUCUUAUUGUUCCUCCCUAUUUGGGUCAUGGAAACAGAGUCCAUCCGAUGCCUUUUCCUGAUCCAUCUCCUUUGCAACCUAGACCAAUGGUCCCUAAGAAAGACAUUGCAGUCUAUGGGUAUGGGAGUGUUGCGUGGAAAGACCGAAUGGAAGAGUGGAAGAAAAAGCAGAAUGACAAACUUCAGGUUGUAAAGCAUGAAGGAGUUAACAAUGGUGGAAACUUUGGUGGGAAUGAACCGGAUGAUCCUGAUUUACCCAUGAUGGAUGAAGGCAGGCAGCCACUUUCAAGGAAGUUACCCAUCCCUUCGAGCAGGAUAAAUCCAUACAGAAUGAUAAUAAUACUCCGCCUUGUAAUCCUUGGCUUAUUUUUUCAUUAUAGAAUUCUCCAUCCAGUAAAGGAUGCAUAUGGCUUGUGGUUGACAUCAGUCAUAUGUGAAAUAUGGUUUGCUGUAUCAUGGAUUCUGGAUCAGUUCCCCAAAUGGUAUCCAAUAGAGCGAGAAACAUACCUAGAUCGGCUAUCACUCAGGUACGAAAAGGAAGGGAAACCAUCUGAAUUAGCCAGUGUAGAUAUCUUUGUUAGUACAGUUGACCCUAUGAAAGAACCUCCGCUAAUCACUGCAAACACGGUUCUAUCCAUCCUUGCGGUUGAUUAUCCAGUUGAUAAAGUUGCGUGCUAUGUAUCGGAUGAUGGUGCUGCCAUGCUUACUUUUGAAGCUCUUUCUGAGACAUCUGAAUUUGCCAGGAAAUGGGUUCCUUUUUGUAAGAAAUAUAGUAUUGAGCCCCGGGCCCCAGAAUGGUACUUCUGUCAAAAGAUUGACUAUUUGAAAAAUAAAGUUCAUCCAGCAUUUGUUAGGGAAAGACGUGCAAUGAAGAGAGAAUAUGAAGAAUUUAAAGUUAGAAUUAAUGGCUUGGUAGCCAUGGCACAAAAGGUUCCUGAGGAUGGCUGGACAAUGCAGGAUGGGACUCCUUGGCCUGGGAACAAUGUACGAGACCAUCCUGGCAUGAUUCAGGUCUUUCUUGGUAAUAAUGGUGUUCGUGACGUUGAUGGAUGUGAGUUACCUCGUCUGGUUUAUGUUUCUCGUGAAAAGAGACCAGGGUUUGAUCACCAUAAAAAGGCCGGUGCCAUGAAUGCUCUGAUACGGGUCUCAGCAAUUAUCUCAAAUGCUCCUUAUCUUUUGAAUGUGGACUGUGAUCACUACAUCAACAUAGCAAGGCAAUCAGAGAAUCCAUGUUUCCCUCAAAGAUUUGAUGGGAUUGAUCGUCAUGAUAGAUACUCCAAUCGGAAUGUUGUAUUCUUUGAUGUAAAUCAACAUGAAAGGAUUAGACGGUAUACAAGGACAAUAUAUGUUGGAACUGGGUGUGUUUUCAGAAGGCAAGCUCUUUAUGGAUACGAUGCACCUACCAAAAAGAAACCCCCCAGCAGAACCUGCAAUUGCUGGCCAAAGUGGUGCUGCCUCUGGUGUGGGUCUAGAAAAAACAAGAAUGCAAAGUCAAAGAAAGAUAAAAAGAAGAAAUCGAAACAGAGGGAAGCAUCAAAGCAGAUACAUGCACUUGAAAAUAUUGAAGAGGGAAUUGAAGAGCCAAACACCAAUAAAUCAUCCAAUAUGUCCCAACUGAAAUUGGAGAAGAAAUUUGGGCAGUCUCCGGUCUUUGUAGCCUCUGCAGUUCUGGAGAAUGGUGGAAUACCUCAUGAUGUCAGUCCUGCAUCUCUCCUGAAAGAAGCCAUCCAAGUCAUAAGCUGUGGUUAUGAAGAUAAAACAGAAUGGGGAAAGGAAGUUGGCUGGAUAUAUGGUUCUGUAACUGAGGAUAUUCUGACAGGAUUUAAGAUGCACUGCCAUGGAUGGCGGUCCGUCUACUGCAUACCCAAGCUUCCUGCUUUCAAAGGAUCUGCUCCUAUUAACCUCUCUGAUCGUUUACACCAAGUUCUUCGGUGGGCCCUUGGAUCUGUUGAGAUUUUCUUGAGUAGGCAUUGUCCAAUCUGGUAUGGAUAUGGGAGUGGAUUGAAAUGGUUGGAACGAUUUUCCUAUAUAAACUCAGUUGUGUAUCCGUGGACCUCCCUUCCCUUGAUCGUCUACUGUAGCCUGCCAGCCAUCUGUCUUCUGACUGGGAAAUUCAUUGUCCCUGAGAUAAGCAACUAUGCCAGUAUUAUUUUCAUGGCUCUCUUCAUAUCCAUUGCUGCAACUGGUAUCCUUGAGAUGCAAUGGGGUGGUGUUGGGAUAGAUGACUGGUGGAGAAAUGAGCAGUUCUGGGUAAUUGGAGGUGCUUCAUCACAUCUGUUUGCUCUCUUCCAGGGUCUACUCAAAGUUUUGGCUGGUGUUAACACAAACUUCACAGUUACAUCCAAGGCAGCAGAUGAUGGAGCAUUUUCAGAACUUUACAUCUUCAAGUGGACAUCAUUGUUGAUCCCUCCCAUGACUUUAUUAAUAAUAAAUAUAGUCGGGGUUGUCGUUGGUAUUUCAGACGCCAUCAAUAACGGCUAUGAUUCAUGGGGUCCAUUGUUUGGUCGGCUAUUUUUCGCCUUCUGGGUCAUUAUGCAUCUCUACCCCUUCCUCAAGGGAUUACUGGGUAAACAAGAUAGGAUGCCCACCAUUAUUUUGGUUUGGUCCAUUCUGCUGGCCUCAAUAUUAACUCUUAUGUGGGUUCGAGUCAAUCCAUUUGUGUCAAAAGGUGGCCCUGUGUUGGAGGUUUGCGGGUUAAAUUGUGAUUAG